UUAUUUGAAUACUGUAAUCAGUGAUAAAAUGAUAUAAAAACAAAAAAUAGCAUACAGUAUUUGUGUGAAGAGUCCUUAUUCGCACCUCUUCAUUUUAACGGUGUUGGGUUAUGUGACUCAACUAAAAUGGAAUGUGAAGGCAAAUUGGUGGGAAUGGAAAAAGAUGAAUACAAGAAGAACAAGUACUCAUACGUUUUAAAGUCCAAAAUCGGAGAGGGUUCUUUCUCCACAGUGUGGAUAGCUGAACAAACACCCACUCGUCAACAUGUUGCAAUCAAACAGGUGUUUCUCUCCAAACUCAACCCUCGCCUCAAAGCUUCUUUGGACUGCGAGAUCCAUUUUUUGUCCUCUGUUAACCAUCCCAAUAUUGUUCAUCUUCUUCACUUCUUCCAGGGUGAUGAUGAAUGUGUUUACUUGGUCCUGGAGUUUUGUCCUGGAGGGAAUCUCGCUUCUUAUAUUCGAUCUCAUGGAAGAAUUCAACAACUAACCGCUAGAAUGUUCAUGCAACAGCUUGGCUCUGCUCUAAAACUACUACACUCUCAUGGCAUCAUUCAUAGAGAUUUGAAACCCGAGAACAUUUUGCUAUCUAGCCAUGGGGAUGAUGCAGUGUUAAAGAUAGCUGAUUUUGGUCUCUCAAGAACCGCACGCCCAGGUGAGUAUGUUGAGACAGUUUGUGGAACUCCAUUAUACAUGGCUCCUGAAGUUCUUCAGUUCCAGAGAUAUAAUUACAAGGCAGACAUGUGGAGUCUUGGGGUUAUUCUUUUUGAGCUUCUAAAUGGUUAUCCACCUUUUAAUGGCAGAAAUAAUGUUCAGCUGUUGAAAAACAUCAGAUCAUGUACCUGUCUUCCAUUUUCUCCAUUGAUUAUUUCAGGAUUGGAUCCUGACUGUCUUGAUAUCUGUUCAAGACUACUAUGCUUGAAUCCAGUGGAACGCCUAUCUUUUGACGAAUUUUAUUUGCAUAGCUUUCUACAAGGAAAAUUGCUGGGACCUUGACAGCAAUCCCAGGAUUUUAGCAGCUUGGGAAUUGUUUCAUUACAUAUCUCUCUACGUGGGGAACUUUUUCUGCCAAUGACUGGUUGGUUGUGAGUAGUAGUAGUAACAGCAGCAGCAGCAAUAUAGGAAUGGCGUCGGUGCCAGCUACUAUUGAAUGGUGUCAGUUUUAGGCCAGCUACUAUUGAAUGGUGUCAGUUUUAGGCCCUUUUGAGCAGUAUGUAUAAAAUUAAGAUUUCAUGAAAGAUGGUUGUGUUGUUUCGACUAAUACGGAACCCUAGUUUUUUGACGGUGUAAUAUAAUUGCCAUUCACCCUAUUGUAUAUGUUUAUAGUUGGUAUCUAGUAUCUACCCUUUUUGUACAAACAGUUGCAGUUUAUCCGAUGUACUUUAUGUAUAUUUCACCGCUACUUUGUGCAUGGAAUGAUUUAUACAGAUUUACCAGUGCA
This is a messenger RNA of Cicer arietinum (chickpea), 1438 nucleotides long. RefSeq names its product serine/threonine-protein kinase ATG1t. The record is from RefSeq and is a predicted model, not a curated record. Gene Ontology annotation, biological process: regulation of autophagy; protein autophosphorylation; autophagosome assembly. Gene Ontology annotation, cellular component: autophagosome; cytoplasm; membrane. Gene Ontology annotation, molecular function: ATP binding; protein serine/threonine kinase activity. Lineage: Eukaryota; Viridiplantae; Streptophyta; Magnoliopsida; Fabales; Fabaceae.